This is a messenger RNA of Rotaria sordida, 399 nucleotides long. The record is from the annotation of a GenBank genome assembly. Lineage: Eukaryota; Metazoa; Rotifera; Eurotatoria; Philodinida; Philodinidae.
AUGCGUACUUCGUUGCUUGUUUUACCUAUAGUUAUCGACAAUCCACAUCUUAUCCUUACUUUUAGUCAAAUAGAGUAUCUUAGAUUAUUCGAUGACUACUUGUACUUUAAGUCGAAGCCUGGAACAAAAAUUGUGCAAUGUUUUCCAUGUUUAACAAAGAUCGAAAUUCGAGUUUAUUGGCUUGAUUAUUGCAUACCAGUUAUCGAUACUUUUCUUGCUGGUUUUGGAAAACUACGUUUCAUGAUUGUAGAAUUUGUUGGUAAUGAUUUACCAGAUGUUCCUAUUUCACGAAACUAUGUCAUAGAAAAACGGCGUCAAUCAUUUGGUUUAAAUAGAAAUGAUGAAUACAAAGUUAAUGUAAUGCUUGGUGAUGAUGAUUUGCAUAUUUCGAUUCCAUAA